Molecule: messenger RNA, 824 nt
Organism: Larimichthys crocea (large yellow croaker)
Lineage: Eukaryota; Metazoa; Chordata; Actinopteri; Sciaenidae
Gene: badb
Product: BCL2 associated agonist of cell death b
Exons: 4
Coding region: 207-695 (162 amino acids)
Biological process (GO): apoptotic process
Source: RefSeq, a predicted model, not a curated record
UCCUAGCUCGCAACAGUGACGUCAGCGCGCAGUGGCGGUGCAGUGACGCGCGGCGAUUGGGUGAGCGCGGAGCUGAACUGUGUUGUACAGUAAAAAAAAAAAAGACAAGACACCGACUACAAAAACAACAGCUGCGGCCGCGUAAGGCCAACCGAAGACACACUCGCACUUUCCGGACUCACACCAUAAACAUUUCGGAUGUCACGAUGGCUGCAAACUUCACUGUUUCCAGCGACAGCGAGUCAGAGCCAUCGGAGGAGGUAGAGGAAGGAGAAGACAACCGAUCGUCGCCCGAGAUGGCCGAGCAGCAAGUUCUUCAACGCCACGCUCUCACCUUACCUGAGCUCAGGAUGGGAGGCACCGGUAGAAUCAGGGUGAACUCAGAGUCGAACUCAGAGUCCUACUCAGAGCUCCAAGCAAGGGGAGAAGAAGAAGUCGGUACGCCUACUGAGGGAGCUCCGUUCAGGGGGCGGUCCAAGUCAGCUCCCCCCGCUUUGUGGGCAGCCAAGAAAUACGGCCGGCAGCUCAGAAGGAUGAGCGACGAGUUUGACAGCCUGCUAGACAAAGGGGCGAAGAGUCCCGGGCCAACCAAACCGAUGCACCACUCUAGAAGCUGGUGGAGCUACCUCUUUAGUCACCAAGAGACGGAGGGAGAGAACAACCAUCACGAUAACCACACACACCGCACUGAGUAGGCACGGAGAGAGGAAAUAAAAGAGGUUUGAGGAACGAGAAGAAUCUGUGGGAACGAGAAGAAAGCAACGGCGAAGCCAAGAGAACAAUUCCGAUGAAAGGUUGGUUCGAUCAAAAAAAAAAAAAAAGAA